This is a messenger RNA of Hemibagrus wyckioides, 6154 nucleotides long. It is a transcript of the gene slc24a2b, whose product is annotated as solute carrier family 24 member 2. Gene Ontology annotation, molecular function: calcium, potassium:sodium antiporter activity; calcium channel activity. The transcript has 9 exons. Lineage: Eukaryota; Metazoa; Chordata; Actinopteri; Siluriformes; Bagridae. Gene Ontology annotation, biological process: calcium ion transmembrane transport; long-term synaptic potentiation; long-term synaptic depression. The record is from RefSeq and is a predicted model, not a curated record. Gene Ontology annotation, cellular component: membrane. Bases 1755 to 3575 code for a protein of 606 amino acids.
UUUUCUUUCUUAUUCUAUAACAGUCGUAUUGUUUGCUUGAUGAUGCUUUAAUUUUAUUUUUAAAUGCUGAUCUUUAAGUAUAUUUGAAACUUAAAUUAAGGCUUCUCUUUGUGUCAAUUAUUUCUGGUGUCAAUCUUUCCAGCGCUAAAUAACAACAUCAUUAGAAGAGAAAGAAAGAAAGAAAGAAAGUGCACUAAUAGGGUAGCUGAGGUUAAUUAUAUUAACGUGUACUUUACUGCAGUUGGAAUAUGUCUGAACUUCGAUCCUGCUCUUUAAUGAUGUCAUGCCGUUAAUAAGAUUAAUUAAUGUUCUUAUUGGAGGGUUCAUUUGCAUACUGUUGUUAAAACAAUGAAUAUCACAUGAGAGCGCAGUGCUGUGUGAAUCAGAGUGAAAGUAGCGGGUUGAGUUUGGAGGCGAGAGGUGAGGAAGGUCAGGAGAUCAGCGGCUUCUCGAUCGGAUUAAGUCGUUAGACCGACAGAUGGACAAACGACACGCUGCGGAUGGAGGAGGGGGCUGCUGAUUUUAAACUGGGAGGCUUUAAUAAGAACCAAUCAGCACUUUUUUGGUGCAAAUCGAUUCGUUUUUAUUCAAUAAUUAUUUCAUCUGAUUUCUACCUGAGCGUAUCUGGUCACAUGACAGCUAAGGAUCUACGAGGACAAAAGAUGUUUUCUUUCACCUUCCCCUUCACCUUUCGUAACUUACGUAACAGCAGAUACGCUCAUGUACAUGUGACCUGACGAACGGCUAUGGCAGAUUAGCAUCAAAGUGACGGUGUGGAGAGAGGAAGCUCCGCCCACUCUCACUUACUGUAAAUAUACAGGUCAGGUGUCUAAUACUUAAAAAACUUGAUUUCAUUAUUAAACAACUAACACGAGUCCUAACGAAUCAGUUUGAGGUAGAAACCAUCAGAGACCGCUUCAGUACUGUUUGGAACAUCUUAAAGACGUCAUCAACAGUGUGUCAUUCAAAUGAGAAGGUAAAAUAAAAACACCCAAAAUGCUCUGAACAAUCGUCCUGAUUAAAAAAAGUAUUCAGUCGCUACCGCUACGUUUGGGUUCCAUUAUGUAAGUAUGGUUUAUUCCUCAGCACACGAAAUCAAAUGAAAGGCAACAUUUUUAUUUCAUUUAUUUAUUUUUUGGAAACUAGUGUCAGGUGUGACUUUUCAAAAUGCUUAUUAUCUUUUCAUCCGAUCUGCAGCUUUUUAUUUAAGCGUUGGCUGAAAAGACUGUCGAAGGUAACGCUAACUCUGAUGCUAAGCAGUCAUUGGACAGGAAAUGAAAAUAAGGCGGGGCUUGGGAUAAAUCCAUGAUGUUUCCGUCUUGAACUCUGGCCUCUGUGGAUGUGAUGUCAUCAGGAUUUGUAACUACGAUCCGAGGACAGGGUGAAAUCACAGCAAGUUGCAUCACUCAGGUGUUACUGUCCCUGUUUUUUAAGUUUUUUCAGUCUGAUUGUUUAUUUAGACCCUAGCUCCUGGGUUUAAAUCAAGCUUGGAGAAUUCCACAGGUGGAGCCAUUCAGACCUUUUGGAAUAUAAAUGGCUACUGUAUAUAACGCUGUUCUCUCACAUAACCUUAUUACUUAUAAAGAUAUAAUGAACAAUACUGCUAGAGACUCUAGACUAGGUAGAAAUAAAAAUCUCACCUCGACUUCAACAUCCAAGCUGAAAUUCUUUUCUUUCUCUUGCAGAUCUUAUUAUGGGGAAACCAUUAGAGGAUCUUACCCCAGUGUGGAAUCAGGGAGUGUGUCCUUCCUAUCAUGUUUAAUUGUGGGCGGAGCCAUGCCUGCCACUCCACAGCUCUGAGACAGCCCAUCGGACCACCGAGUCAUCCAUCAGCCAUGGUCACCAUGGUUUCAGCCAAACAGCAUCCAAGAAGGCAUCGUGUGAGGAGGAAAUUUCGUGCAUCCCGGAUCCUUGGGUUCGUGCUGAGCUUGUUCGCAUUCUCUCUGCUCCUGUGUUGGAGUGCCUUCAGAGGAAGAGAUGAGUCUCAGCACCACAGAACUCCACGCUCCACCCAGCAGGAAGUAGUGGAUGUUACCACAGCGAUGCCAUUGGUCCUAGAGAACCAUGGAGAUUAUCCUGAGGAUUUUUUCUCUCUGGAGGAAAGGCGUCAGGGCGCCGUGGUGCUGCACAUAUUUGGGAUGCUGUAUAUGUUCAUCGCGCUGGCCAUUGUGUGUGACGAGUUCUUUGUCCCAGCGCUUACUGUCAUCACGGAGAAACUGCAGAUCUCAGAUGAUGUCGCAGGUGCCACCUUUAUGGCAGCUGGAGGCUCUGCUCCUGAGCUCUUCACAUCUUUCAUUGGUGUGUUCAUCUCACACAGCAAUGUUGGGAUCGGCACCAUUGUAGGUUCUGCCGUCUUCAACAUCCUGUUUGUGAUCGGCAUGUGUGCACUGUUCUCACGUGAGAUACUCAACCUCACUUGGUGGCCACUCUUUCGUGAUGUCUCCUUCUACAUCAUGGACCUCAUUAUGCUCAUCUUCUUCUUCUUGGACAAUUAUAUCACCUACCUGGAGAGCAUGGCUCUGCUCGGAGGUUACGGUUCCUACGUGCUAUUCAUGAAAUUCAACGCCUCUGUGGAGGAGCUCAUCAAGAAACUGCUUACCUGGAACCAGGUGAAUGAAGUGGAGGCUGUGCCCAAGGCUGACAACGCUGGAGGUGAUGGAAACAAACUCUCGGCCAAGCCCCACCUUCAGCGAGGUGUAAGCUCCGCCUCUCUGCACAACUCACUGAUGAGGAACAGCAUCUUCCAGCUCAUGAUCCACACACUCGACCCACUCAGUGAAGGGAGAUUCAAGGACAAAGCUUCCAUUCUGCACAAGAUGGCAAGAAAAAAGGGAGAAGAUGAAAUGAAUGGCAUUGUGGAUAAGAAAUUCCACAAAAGUAAGAGUGUGGAGGUGGAAGUCACUCCGCCAAUGAACGGCAGCAUAGCACAGGGUGAGGAAGAGGAGGAGGAUGAAGACCAGCCUCUCAGCUUAGCGUGGCCGGAGACAAGACAGAAGCAAGUGAUGUACCUCUUCAUUUUUCCUAUUGUCUUCCCACUGUGGCUCACGCUGCCCGACGUCCGCAGAGAUACUUCAAAGAGGUUCUUUCCCAUGACAUUUCUGGGAUCCAUCAGUUGGAUUGCUGUCUUCUCUUAUUUGAUGGUGUGGUGGGCUCAUCAGGUCGGGGAGACUAUCGGCAUUACGGAGGAGAUCAUGGGGCUGACGAUUCUCGCAGCAGGAACGUCCAUUCCAGAUCUCAUCACCAGCGUCAUUGUGGCCAGGAAAGGUUUAGGAGACAUGGCCGUGUCGAGCUCCGUGGGUUCCAACAUAUUUGACAUCACAGUGGGUUUGCCCUUCCCGUGGCUGCUCUACUCUGCAUUUCACAACCUGAAGCCAGUGGCAGUGAGCAGUAACGGCCUGUUCUGCGCCAUCGUCUUGCUCUUCCUCAUGCUCAUCUUCGUCAUCGUCUCCAUCGCCGUGUGUAAGUGGAGAAUGAGCAAGCUGCUCGGCUUCUUGAUGUUCGUGCUGUACUUCGUUUUCCUCGUGGUCAGCGUCAUGCUGGAGGACAAGAUCAUCACCUGCCCCGUCUCCAUCUGAGGAGCCUCAGGGGAACGUGUGGUGCCAAGCAGAACCUGGAGAUACAACACGCACCCUGGCUCUGUCUCUGAGGGGCUUCGUGACAACAUGUACAAAGAAAUAUGAGAAACUACAAAAAACACCUACACAAAUACACGAAAAGCAUAGAGCCCCUUCAGAAGCCACUGAGAAACCCCACGGAGACCAUGAAUAACAAAAAGUUACAGUCACAGAUAAGGCAUGGACGACAGAAACUACACAGGAAAUGACAGAAACUACACAGGAAAUGACAGACACUACACAGGAAAUGACACAGAAGAGUACAGAGUAACUACACAGUAAACUAUACAGAGAUUACACACAACACUUGAACGGAGCUGUUUGUCAUUUGCACAAUCACACAGUCACUAUACAGAACCGAAACAGAACCAUAGCGUAAACUCCACAGACAAUUCAAGCAGAGCUACACAUCACGGAGGAACCCAGCAGGACCAGUGCAUCAUGGGAUGUUAAAAAACACCACAUCAUUUUACUAGCAAAUUAUUUUUGGUUAACGUUUCCAGGGAGAUUAAGACGCCGAUGUUCACGGCAGGUUUAAACUGGUUUAACGUGGGAAAUGAAGAAGAUGGACGUGUGGACUACUGAGAGACACUGCAUAGGAAGAAGGACGAGAAACUUUCACUCCUCAGGGAUUCAGGCUUCAGGACUGAAUAAAAACACGCCUGAACACUGUAGGCGGGGCAACUGAAGCAUUUCCUUCCACUGUAACGGUGGAGAUUAAUGAUUUGUUUUGUGUAUACUGUAUUAUUUAAACAUGGCUGAUUUAAUGCCGUUUGUUAGUCAAUAGAGAUCAGAUUUGUAGAACAACACAAGUGAUAGAUGUGACGAUGUUUAAUAUUUAUAUCAUAUCAUUUUACAAACACUGCCCCCCAAUGCUGCCUACGGUAUUUUCGAAUAUAACACAUCAUUCUGUCAAACCAAACACAAUAUCACACACAGACAUCUAAAAGGAUACACCGGGCAUACCCGCAACUUCUGGUGUCAACUUGAUGUCGUACAAGUUGUUGCUACUGCGCAAGAACCCAAACGUAUAACUGUUCCUACUUGUUCUUCAUGCAGUUAGGCACAGUUAAUGGGAAAAAUAUGGAAAAUGAUAUAAUGAUAUAACAUGAUAGCUCUGUUCUACCCAUUUUAGUAAUGGGGUAUAGCUAAUAUCAUUUGUAGUACAUACAUCAAUCAGGCAUAACAUUAUGACCACCUGCCUAAUAUUGUUUUGGUCUCCCUCUUGCUGCCAAAACAGCCCUGACCCGUCCUGCACUGUGUAUUCUGACCCCUUUCUAUCAGAACCAGCAUUAACUUCUUCAGCAAUUUGAGCAACAGUAGCUCGUCUGUUGGAUCGGAUCACACGGGCCAGCCUUCAAUACCCACGUGCAUCAUUGAGCCUGUCACCGGUUCACCACUGUUCCUUCCUUGGAGCACUUUUGAUAGAUACUGACCACUGCAGACCGGGAACACCCCACAAGAGCUGCAGUUUUGGAGAUGCUCUGAUCCAGUGGUCUAGCCAUCACAAUUUGGCCCUUCAUCAAACUCGCUCAAAUCCUUACACUUGUCCAUUUUUCCUGCUUCUAACAUCAACUUUGAGGACAAAAUGUUGACUUGCUGCCUAAUAUAUCCCCCCCACUAACCCACUGCUCAGAGUGUUAUGCCUGAUCGGUGUAUUUCUUGUAAUUCUAAUAUGUAGGAAGUAACACCUUCGUUCUGAAAGUAAUAUUUCACAUAUUACAACACGCUCGGUGAGAAAAUAUAUUCUGUGUACGGUACCUAAGAAACCUUCCAAUCGAUCACAUGUGCAUUUCUGUAAUUGUCACAAUUAAUGGCGAAACAUUGAGAGCCAGAGCUUCUCCACUGCUUUCUUUGUGUUUUUUCAUGAGUGGGUGAACUAUGGAUUCCAAACAGCCAUUUAUAUCAAUAAAAGAGACUGAAAAUUUGAUAGCAUGCAGCCUUUCUCUCGGCGGCUAGCAACAACCAAAUAUGGCGUCAUGAUGUCACCGCACCAGCCAACAGGAGCAGCGUAUGUGUCCGGGCCAACCUUUUAGAUGUCUAUAUCACAUUUUCUCACUACAUUUUAUAUUUCCUCAUUAGUUCAUCAUCCUCAUCUAUACCCAUCCAUGGCAUUUAACGAUAUUUUAUUUACUUUAUUUAAUGUAUUUACGCUGCAGUAAUCAAGGUCUCAUGCUAAUCUUUUAAUGUUCAUCAAUGUAAUAAAUUUCUGCGUGUAUUGUAGUUCACCUUCUGGACCUUAGAAACCGAAUCAUUGUCACUGUUUGGUCUUUAAAGUUAACUUGUCAGGGUUAGAGCUGAAAAGAAUGCUAACAUUAACGUAUUACCAUUACAGCAUGACCUUUGUAUUACCAACAAAUGAGGAUUUCUAAAAUACUAAAUGUAAAGAAUUUUUUAGGACAUAUUCUAUAUUAUAUAUUCAGCAUUUUGGGGAUAUAUAUUCUGUUUAUUUGUGAGGUUUACUUCAGUGAAUUCCUCAGAAAACUCCUGUAUCUGUUUCUCACACCAUGUUAUAUAUGAACGCUGACAGAAAUAAUAAA